Molecule: messenger RNA, 375 nt
Organism: Sphaeroforma arctica JP610
Lineage: Eukaryota; Ichthyosporea; Ichthyophonida
Exons: 2
Coding region: 1-375 (124 amino acids)
Source: RefSeq, a predicted model, not a curated record
AUGUACCGAGCAUUUUUCAACAGAGAUUGGAAUCAAUUCAAGAUUCUGUGCAGACACAUUGUGUCCGAAUAUCAACACCUAAGCGCACCUUUGUUCAAUCAGACGUACUUCGACCCCGUCCGGAAUUUCGAGAUAGAGAAUACUAAGGAUAUUAACUUCCCUAUUAUCGACGAGAGUGAUGUGGACAACUUCGACUAUGACACGAUUGGAAAGGGCAUGGGCAUGGGCAACAACUCUUCUUCUGAUAAUGAUAGCGACGGAGACGGCGAUGAUUCGUAUGGUAGUGCCGGUCCAGAACUACGAGGAAAUAUGAUACCGCGCAAAAUGCCUUCAAAAUUCAAAUCUCAUUUCAGCAAGAAGUAUAGGACGUACUGA